GCUGCCGGGAGCUGGGCAGUAGCUUCACCUCAGUCCUCCUAGCUGCUCUCAUGGCGGGAGGCUUCUGUGGGGGCUGAUGAAGCUCUCGGAGUAGCUGCCGCUCUGCCCCUCUCCUCACCCUCUGUUGCAAGAGCCCCCGGGCCCGGGGUGCGGCUGGCCUCGGGGACCGCCCCCCCCAUGCCGUGGUUUGAAAGUGCCAGUUGCCUGGUCACCUGGGGGAAUCGCUGUAGCUGGGAGGCACCGCGGGCCUUGCUCCAUAGUGUCGGCUUUUGAGGCUGCUGCUGCUGCUGCUAUUGCCUGGUGAAGAGGGAUUUGCAAGGAGCUGAGCUCUGGUGCAGCUGCAGCAGCUAUGGGGCUGCAGCCCUUGGAGUUCAGCGAUUGCUACUUGGAUAGCCCCUGGUUCAGGGAGAGGAUCAGAGCCCAUGAGGCGGAACUGGAGAAAACCAACAAGUUCAUCAAGGAGCUGCUCAAGGAUGGAAAGAACCUCAUCGCUGCAACCAAAAACCUUUCGGCAGCCCAAAGAAAGUUUGCCCACUCUCUGAGGGAUUUUAAAUUUGAAUUCAUUGGCGACGCAGAGACGGAUGAUGAAAGAUGUAUAGAUGCAUCCCUCCGUGAGUUUUCAAAUUUCUUAAAAAAUCUGGAAGAACAAAGAGAAAUCUUGGCACUGAGUGUUACCGAAACUCUGAUCAAACCUUUGGAAAAAUUUAGGAAGGAGCAGCUAGGAGCUGUAAAGGAGGAAAAGAAGAAGUUUGAUAAAGAGACAGAGAAAAACUACAGCUUUUUAGAGAAGCAUUUAAAUUUAUCAGCUAGGAAGAAAGAGUCACAGCUACUAGAGGCAGAUUAUCAAGUGGAGCAAAAUAGAAAACACUUUUAUGAGCUGUCACUUGAAUAUGUGUGCAAGCUGCAGGAGAUACAGGAACGGAAGAAAUUUGAGUGUGUGGAACCCGUACUGUCAUUUUUUCAGGGUAUAUUCACUUUCUAUCAUCAGGGCUAUGAACUUGCCAAAGACUUCAAUCACUACAAAAUGGCUCUGCAGAUCAAUAUCCAGAAUACAAGAAAUCGUUUUGAAGGAACAAGAUCGGAAGUGGAGGAGCUCAUGAACAAAAUCAAGCGGAAUCCUCAGGAACAUAAAAGAGCAAAUCAGUUUACAAUAGAAGGCUACCUUUAUGUGCAGGAAAAAAGGCCUGCCCCAUUUGGCUCCAGCUGGGUAAAACAUUAUUGCAUGUAUAGGAAGGAGACAAAGAAGUUCACCAUGAUCCCAUUUGAACACAGGUCAGGAGGGAAAAUUGGUGAUGGGGACGUUUUCCUCCUUACAUGCUGUACCAAAAGAAAUGUGGAUACUAUAGAUAGGCGUUUCUGUUUUGACAUAGAAGCUGCAGACAGAUCUGUUACUCCGGUGACCAUGCAGGCAUUUUCUGAGGAGGACAGGAAGCUGUGGAUGGAAGUCUUGGAUGGAAAAGAAGCUCAAUUCUAUCAGAUUUCGCCUUCGGCUGCCUCAGCUCUGCCGUUUACCCACUCAAGUGACCUCCUAGUGUCACCUAUGCUGCAAUCGUCCUUUCUUAGAGAUGGCUUCUCCCUAACGAAUGAUUCAGGGUCUGAACAGCCUUCCUCCAGUGAGGAGGAGUCUGAACUACAGGGUCUCACAAAGAUACGAACGAAUCUUGCCAAGGGUGAAUCUGUGAUCGCAAUCCCUCCUGGCCCGGACAACCUGGUUCCUGUCCUCACAGAUGUCAAUCAACACCGAUAUCUGCUCUCAUCCCGACCUCUAUCACAGCACACGGCCGGCUCUCACCGCAAUCUCUCCAUUCUUGACCCAAAAGCUAGUGCACAGUUGGAUAACAUAGGGUUCACAAUUCUGAAAAAAUGCAUCAGUGCAGUUGAAACACGAGGUAUAAAUGACCAGGGAUUAUACAGAGUUGUGGGGGUGAGUUCAAAGGUCCAGAGACUUCUGAGUUUGCUAAUCGAUGCAAAAACCUGCAGUGAAAUUGAUCUGGAAAACUCUGUAGAUUGGGACGUGAAGACGAUUACUAGUACUAUGAAGCAGUACCUGAGAAGUCUUCCAGAGCCCCUAAUGACGUAUGAGUUGCACAGAGAGUUCAUCAUUCCUGCCAAAAGUGGCAGCCCUGAAUCCAGAGUUAACGCUAUCCACUUCUUGGUUCAUAAACUUCCAGAGAAGAACAAAGAGAUGCUGGACAUUCUGGUGAAACAUUUAGCAAACGUUGCAGACCAUGCCAAGAAAAAUCUAAUGACUGUAGCAAAUUUAGGAGUAGUAUUUGGACCAACCUUAAUGAGGCCACAGGAAGAAACUGUGGCAGCUAUUAUGGACCUAAAGUUUCAGAAUAUCGUAGUGGAAAUCCUUAUAGAAAACCAUGAGAAGAUUUUCAAAACCCUGCCUGAUUCCACUUUCCCUGAGCCAAUCUCUGUGUCAGUAUCUCCUCCAAAUGUCCCACCAAGGCAAUCGAGAAGACAAGGGCAGCGUAAUAAGCGGCCUCUGGCCGUAUAUAAUCUGUGUCUUGAGCUUGAUGAUGUUGACAACCACAGCCCUCCCAGGGAGGACACUCCUACUGGCAGUAUGGAUUCUCUUUCUUCUCACUCUCCUACACCUGCAGUCUCCAGUAGCCCCCUUGAGCCAGACAAAAAUCACCUUAUUCUGGAGAGUGGAGACGUAGCGGACUGGGCAGCCAAUCACCCCAGUCAGAUUCGUUCAUCGAUGGUCUCAUGGUUGAAUACACAGUCCACCACAACACCUACCUCAGCUACCAAAACCCCAGCACCAUCAUCUUUCCCCUUCCCCACCUCUGCCACAGGGAGUGACAGACCAGCUGAAAGCGUUCUCAACAGAAGAGCAAGAGCAGUGUACCCUUGUGAGGCAGAACAUAGCUCUGAAUUAUCUUUUCAAAUAGGAGCAGUUUUUGAAGAUGUGCAACUUUCCAGAGAACCAGGAUGGCUUGAAGGAACUCUAAAUGGCAGAAGAGGACUUAUUCCACAAAACUAUGUUCAGUUUCUUUAGCUCUCUGCAUUUAAUGCCCAGAAGGUGUACAUGGUAUCCAUGGAUUUUUGUUAAUCACUUCUCUCCGAUUUGGUGACUGGUUUUAAUCAAGGAAGAGCUAGACAAUGGGAUGAAGAGCCUAAUCUGUAUAAAGACAAAAUGUUGCCAAAUAGGAAUUGCAGAGAUGUGAUUUGUAAGGUGUUUUUUUUGGGGGGCGGAGGGACUGGAGGGGUAGUUUAAUUUUAUGAACAGGGUUUUACAUGUGAAAAGCACAACAGCAAUAUGUUUGCAGGAUAACGAGAAUUUUAAGUCAGAUAUGUGGUUGAACUCAGAUUCAGCUGUCAUUUGGAGAAAAAUUUUAAAGUAUUUUUAUUGUCCUGGUGCUGACUAAAUUGCAAUUUGAAAACUGUAUUUAUAUCUACUGUUAAAUGUUAUGUCAACCCUCUAUUUUUCUGGUUCUGAACAGUGAUUGGGCAAAGAGGCUCUUAUGCUGAAGGCAAAGUAAUAUUCUGAAAGGUGAGGGGAAGUAGCUGGAUCAGAUUUUCAGAUAAAUAAAACCCACGGAGAGGAUGAUAUGAGAUUUUCAGGUGUCUUCAAAAUGCAGAUGCCUUUAUGUGAUGUGUGUAGCUUCAUUUAUAUUAUUUUCAAUAACAUUUAUUUCAGGCUCCAGUACCUCUGGUUCCAUAUUGUGAAAUUUUCAAAGUAUAAGUUUGUCACCCAAAAAAAUCACUGUAAAUUAAAUGUUAUUUACUAUUUGUCUCUCUCUCUCAUGUUGUUGGAGAAUGAUUUGCUUUGUUUCUAUGAAUCAGUAACUGAAAUAAACUUCUCUGAGUUA
Messenger RNA from Chelonoidis abingdonii (Abingdon island giant tortoise), 3824 nucleotides. Lineage: Eukaryota; Metazoa; Chordata; Testudines; Testudinidae. The record is from RefSeq and is a predicted model, not a curated record.